Messenger RNA from Kickxella alabastrina, 1026 nucleotides. RefSeq lists its product as uncharacterized. Bases 1 to 1026 code for a protein of 341 amino acids. NCBI's taxonomy places the organism in Eukaryota, Fungi, Kickxellomycota, Kickxellomycetes, Kickxellales, Kickxellaceae. Gene Ontology annotation, cellular component: cytoplasm; actin filament. The record is from RefSeq and is a predicted model, not a curated record. Gene Ontology annotation, biological process: actin filament depolymerization; barbed-end actin filament capping. Gene Ontology annotation, molecular function: actin monomer binding; actin filament binding. The transcript has a single exon.
AUGGCACACCAAAGCGGAAUCAGCGUAUCGGACAACCUCUCAGCAGUCUUUCGCGAAGCGCUAUCCGGCGAGCAUACGCGCGCAAUCAAAGUGAGCAUAGCAAACGAGCGGCUCGAAGCCACAGCCACACAGGCAGUCCAAGGCACGUUUGAAGACGAUUUCGCACACCUCAGCCAGCUCCUCGACGCAACCUUGCCCAGCUACAUUCUUGUUUGUUUCGAUACCGAUGACUCGCUGAUAGCAAAAUGGCUGCUAUGCACGUAUGUCCCGGAUGCUGCGCCGGUGCGCGCAAAGAUGCUUUAUGCGUCGAGCAAGGCGUCGCUGACAAAGUGUCUGGGAGAAUCGUAUUUUUCGGACGAAGUAUUUGGCACUACUAUGGAGGAGUUCUCGGCGGACGGGUACCGCCAGCAUAGGAGGCAUGUGGAGUCGGGGGCGCCGUUGACGGAGCGCGAGGAGGAGAUGCAGCGCGUUCGUGAUAUCGAGAGCUCAGCGGCGGAGGUGCCCACAAUGGACACCCGCCGCAACCACGUAUCGGGAGCCACCAUUGCGCUCAGCAGCGACGCCGAGCAGGCACUAGCAGAGUACGCUGCGGGAUCAGUCAACCUUGUCACUUUGUCCUUUGAUAUUGAAAAUGAGCAGUUUGUGCUGGAUCGCUGCGAGUCGCUGCAGUCCCAUGAGGAGCUCACAAAGUGUCUGCCUGUUGACUCGCCGCGCUACGUGCUGUACUGGUAUGGUAGUUCCACCAGCUUGUUUGUGUACUCGUGUCCAACUACGAGUAGCAUUCGCGAGCGCAUGAUUUUUUCGUCGUUCAAGUAUGGCUUUUUGGUCACCAUUAAGGGGAUGGGUAUUGGUUUUGACGUUAAGCUAGAGAUUGAUAAUCCAACGGCAGAGCUGAGCGCCGAGGCGCUCGCUGAGGAGGUCGGCGCGAGGACUGCGGCGGUUGCUGCUAAUGCGCACGUCACGCAGCCAAAGUUCAAGCGCCCGGCACCUCCUGGCCGCCGGCCACGCACCAACAACAACAGUUGA